This is a messenger RNA of Penicillium malachiteum, 1851 nucleotides long. Its product is annotated as alkaline phosphatase. The record is from RefSeq and is a predicted model, not a curated record. NCBI's taxonomy places the organism in Eukaryota, Fungi, Ascomycota, Eurotiomycetes, Eurotiales, Aspergillaceae. Gene Ontology annotation, cellular component: fungal-type vacuole membrane. Bases 1 to 1851 code for a protein of 616 amino acids. The transcript has 2 exons. Gene Ontology annotation, biological process: dephosphorylation. Gene Ontology annotation, molecular function: alkaline phosphatase activity.
AUGGCUGCCGAAUCUUCCCGAGAAGAACCCCACCUGAUCCCUCGACACUCCUUCGACGACCGUUCAUCGAUUCGAGCCGAUGCGGAGGAAGAAGAAGCUCUUUUGACCGGCGAGCGUGCAGGUCGCCGCCACAUUGAGCGACGAGGAUGGGCCUUCUGGAAAGAGAUCGGUCUAUUUGCCUGGGCAGUGAUUGCGACUAUUCUCGUAAUUAUCCUCGCAGUCGUAGUCCAGCAUGAAUCUGCAAGAACACACAAGUCGAAGGAGGUAUGGGGUCCUGGUGGGAAGCCAAGUGGGAAGCGGAAUUUAAUCUUCAUGGUUUCCGAUGGUAUGGGACCUACCAGUUUGACGAUGACAAGAAACUUCCGACAAUAUACCGAGGGUCUCCCAAUUGAUGAUACCCUGGUUUUGGAUCGGCAUUAUAUUGGUACCUCACGGACACGAUCAAGCUCUAGCUUGGUGACUGAUUCUGCGGCUGGAGCUACUGCUUUCUCGUGCGGACAUAAGAGUUAUAAUGGAGCUAUUUCGGUACUCCCGGAUCAUACACCAUGUGGUACUGUACUUGAGGCUGCUGCACUGGCGGGAUAUAAGACCGGAUUGGUAGUCACUACACGUCUGACGGAUGCUACGCCCGCGUGCUUUGCCUCACACGCCAAUCUGCGGCAAUACGAGGAUAGCAUUGCCGAGCAAGAAAUCGGCGAGCAUCCUCUGGGCCGGGUUGUCGAUCUAUUGAUGGGUGGUGGACGGUGCCAUUUCCUUCCCAAUACUACUAGCUCUAGCUGCCGAGCGGAUGACCGUGAUCUGGUCGAUGUGGCAUCUAAGAAUGGGUUUAAGUUUGUGAAUGACCGGGCCGGCUUUGAUGCUCUUAAUGGUGGCACCCAGGCUAAGCUACCGCUGCUGGGUCUUUUUGCGGACAAGGACAUUCCUUACGAGAUUGACCGCCGCACUCAGAAUGAUGUCUACCCGUCAUUAGAGGAGAUGGCUCGCACUGCGUUGACUGCUUUGAGUGAUGCUACUCGGGAUAGCGAGCAAGGGUUCUUCUUGAUGAUUGAGGGAUCACGUAUUGACCAUGCUGGCCAUGCAAAUGAUCCCGCUGCACAAGUCCAUGAAGUGUUGGCAUUUGAUAAGGCCUUUGCUGCUGUUUUGGAAUUCCUGGAGAAGGACACAACCCCCGGCAUUCUUGUCAGCACCUCUGACCACGAAACUGGUGGCCUCGCCGCAGCCAGACAGCUUCACUCUACUUACCCGGAAUACCUGUGGUACCCAGGUGUUCUGGCGAACGCUAAGCAUUCUUCCGAGUAUACCGGUGACCAAUUGACCGCAUACCUCUCUGGAGCCGGUGCGAAUGCACAUGACUCAGAUAAGGAGGCAUACGUUCGUGAUACUCUGUUGAAAGAUUAUCUCGGUAUCACUGAUCCCUCCGAUAAGGAAGUGAAAGCCAUUCUCCAGCCACCAUCCGGCGUUUCAGCCAAAUACGUUUUUGCAGAUAUUGUCAGUCGCCGAGCACAAAUUGGAUGGGCUACUCAUGGACAUUCUUCUGUGGACGUCAAUAUUUAUUCAUCUUCGACAAAGCACGCCUGGCCCUUGGUCGGCAACAACGAAAAUACCGACGUAGGAAACUUCCUCGCCAACUUUCUCGACCUGAGCGUGGAGGAUGUCACUGAGCGUCUCCGGUCCUCAGUCUCCUGGAAAGCAUCUUCAGAUGACUCCACAACUGAAGGCACAGCUGAAGGAAACUACGAGUGGAUGGGUAAUCCUCUGGGAUCAGAUAUUCAAACUGAAGGUCUUGAUACAUACCACGGAGACUUUAAGAAGCGAUCCCUUGAAGACUGCGGAUGUGGCGGACACCAUUAA